Hyla sarda is the source of this 810-nucleotide messenger RNA. Its product is annotated as putative olfactory receptor 13C6. The coding region runs from base 1 to 810 and encodes 269 amino acids. The record is from RefSeq and is a predicted model, not a curated record. Lineage: Eukaryota; Metazoa; Chordata; Amphibia; Anura; Hylidae. Gene Ontology annotation, biological process: G protein-coupled receptor signaling pathway. The transcript is spliced from 2 exons. Gene Ontology annotation, molecular function: G protein-coupled receptor activity; olfactory receptor activity. Gene Ontology annotation, cellular component: membrane.
AUGGAAAAUACCACAUUCAUGUUGACGCUCAACUUUGGUGAACUGACUGCAGUAAAAUAUCUCUAUUGGGUCAUUGCUUUCAUUGCCUAUACACUUAUCGUGGUUCUCAAUGGUGUGGUGAUUGUUACCGUGUUGCAGCACAAGAGUCUUCAGGAGCCCAUGUACAUCUUUAUAUCGGUGCUUUGCGUGAACGGACUCUACGGCAGCAGCUCCUUCUUUCCCGGUCUUUUAAUAAACCUUCUUCAGGAGAACCCAUCAGUUUCCUACUAUGGCUGCUUGACGCAGGCCUUUUGCCUUCACACCUAUGGGUCCUUUGAAUUGACGAUCUUGGCCUCCAUGGCCUAUGACCGCUAUGUGAGUAUUUGUAACCCUCUGAGAUAUAACAGUAUAAUGACAUUGUCCAUGGUGCUCAAGAUAGUCCUAGCAGCCGGGUUAUAUCCUAUUAUACUGAUUUCCAUCCUUGUAAUACUGACAGCUAGACUUCCUCUCUGUGGCACCGACAUCCUGAAGGUCUACUGUGAUAACUGGGUCUGUAUAAAAUCCACCAAGGAGGUUCAGAAUAAGGCUCUCCAGACCUGCACACCCCAUCUGAUCACCAUAGCAAACUUCUCUCUAGACACUCUCUGCGAGAUCCUUUUACAUCGCUUUCCUCUAACCAAGUUAACGCAUGAGCUUAAAGUCUUUAUUUCGCUGCAGAUUCUGGUGGUUUCACCCUUGCUGAAUCCUGUCAUUUAUGGUUUAAAGAUGAAGGAGAUGAAGUCUAAAUUGAGGGAACUUUUAAGAGAAAAAAAAGACAUAGUUACACAAUAA